Scomber scombrus (Atlantic mackerel) is the source of this 3642-nucleotide messenger RNA. It is a transcript of the gene ctbp2a, whose product is annotated as C-terminal binding protein 2a. The transcript is spliced from 9 exons. The coding region runs from base 1 to 3522 and encodes 1173 amino acids. NCBI's taxonomy places the organism in Eukaryota, Metazoa, Chordata, Actinopteri, Scombriformes, Scombridae. The record is from RefSeq and is a predicted model, not a curated record. Gene Ontology annotation, molecular function: oxidoreductase activity, acting on the CH-OH group of donors, NAD or NADP as acceptor; NAD binding; transcription corepressor activity.
AUGCUUGUCACUAAACAGUUGAGUCUAGGUCGCUCCCACAGUUGGGACACAUUAGGGGGGAAUGAGGGUCAGUGGGACGGAGCUGAGAGUGUGUACGAGCAGCAGGGAAGAGUAGCGGGCCGACGGAGCUCUCUAUCAUACGGAGAGGGAGGAGGGUGGUACGAGCCUCCACCAGGGGUGCGUCCCCCUGACCUGGAUUUGAAACGGGACCCGUAUUCCCACCAAGACUCUCUCUACGGACAGGUUUACGCAGAGCGAAACGACCCACGCGGGCUAAGGAAGGGCUCAGUGCCAGAUCUAAACCACUACGAACGAGCAUCCAUGGCUCACAGAGGAUCCAUUCCACAUCAGGAUUAUUAUUCCCAUGACCCAGCCAUGACUCCUCGACCACCUGAGGGCUUUUACCGGCCAGAACACCAGGCUGCGCCACAUCACCCUCAUCCACUCAGUAGGUCAGCCUCUCAUUUUGGGAUGGCACCUGGGGCUCGGGCUGCAUGGGAGCAAGGUCAAGGAGGGAGACCUCAAGCACCUUCAUCUCCUCUACCUCCUCCUCCACCUCCUCCAACUGCUCAUGAGUUGAGUCGGGCUUAUAGGGAACCUGGUGCUGUAACUACUGCCAAGAUGAUGCAAGAUGGCCAACAACGCAUACCAUCCCGAGACCCAUCCCCUGCUCACUAUGGCAUGGAGCAUGCAUCUCCUCGGUAUGCCAGUGAGCCUUCACCUCUAACUGGUCAGUCGGUCUAUUCUGAUGUUAAUGGUCGCCCAUUGGAUCCACAGCAUGGUGCUACCUGCCUAGUGGUUGAUCCUGCUAGUCAGGGUAUGAUUACAAGGCAAGAGACGGCCUCACCCUACACCAUCCAACAACAGCAGCAAUUACAACAACAGCAACAGUUGCAACAGCAGCAACUUCAGCAGCAACAAAUACAACAGCAGCACUUGCAGCAACAGCAGCUUCAGCAACAACAAAUACAGCAGCAACAGUUACAACAACAACAAUUACAACAGCAACAACUUCAACAGCACCAACUUCAGCAGGAGCAGCUGCAGCAACAUCUGCAACAGCAGCAGUCUCUGCCGCCUCCACCCACAAUGCCUGUCUCUGACCCAACCCUUACUAUGUUGGCUCCACUUGCUCCUCCACCUGUCCCAGUGCAGACUUCAGCAGUUGCCCCCAUUGCACCUGCCCCUGUACAGGCAUCCCCAGCUCCGGCACCUCCCCCAGUCUCUCCAGUUCCUGCCCCUCUUCCUGCUCUCCCCCCUCCUGCCCCACAGACACCUUUACCUAUGGACCCUAAGAAGACAGUUGAUCCAGAGUUCCUUGCUCUGCUGCGAAAUGAGGGCCUCUCAGAGAGCACUAUUUCCUCACUUAUCCAGCAGGGUUUUGACUCCACCAGCAUGCUGGCUGUCAUGGAGGAGAAUGAUGUUCGCACUGUUGCGCCAAACCUUGGCCAGGCUCGUGUACUGUCUCGCUUGGUCCACAACUGUAAGCGGCCAGUUGAGGCUCACCUACCCCCUUCCCAGCCUCAGACACCCAUGCGAGGCCGGUCUAAUAGUUUUAGCCAUCGUUCUGAUAUUUACCAUCAGCAGCACCACCACAAUCAACAACACCCACCACAGGCUUUGACUGUGGACCCCCAACUGAUGCCUCCACAGACCCCUGGGGUUAUGGGUAGGAGGCCAAACAGUGCCCCCUCUCAGCACCUCCUGGAAGCCUCUGGCUACCCAGGCCAACCACCUCGCUCUCCAGGGCCAUACGCAGGAGCCAUGAUGCCUGUUCACUCAAGACCCAUGUCUGCUUACUCGUCUGGGAUGACAAUGCCAGGGAUGACUGUUCAUGGUAUGCAAAUGAUGCCACAUCAGAUGACUGGGUCAAUGCCUGUCCUACCAGGGUCUAUCCAUGGUCACUCCAUGUCAGGUAUGCCACAGCAGAUGCCUGUGUCCAUGCCAGCUUUACCACAGCCACCACAACAGGUACCGAAAGCAUACUCUACCAAUUACACAGUGCCCAUGGAGCUGAUGAAGAGGGACAGGAACAUACUGCCAUUGUCACCCAUGCACAGCCCUCACCCCAGUCCUCAGCUGAUGCGUAAGGGUGGGGGACCUGCACCAGACAAUUCACUUGUCCCUAUGGGAGCACCUGUUCAAGGCCAAGGUGCUCUGGUUGCAAACCAGAAGCUAAGUCGACGCACAGGUCCACCAGUCAUCGUGUCCACUAUGGCGUCUCCAGAUACAAGUAUUCGGCCCCAGAUUAUGAAUGGGCCUAUGCACCCGCGCCCCCUGGUGGCGCUGCUGGAUGGGCGCGACUGCACCGUGGAGAUGCCCAUCCUCAAAGAUCUGGCUACUGUGGCUUUCUGUGAUGCCCAGUCCACACAGGAGAUACACGAGAAGGUUCUGAAUGAAGCAGUAGGGGCCAUGAUGUACCACACCAUCACCCUGACCAGAGAGGACCUGGAGAAGUUCAAGGCGCUCCGCAUCAUCAUCCGCAUCGGCAGUGGCUACGACAAUAUCGACAUCAAGGCUGCCGGGGAGCUCGGCAUAGCGGUGUGUAAUAUACCCUCAGCGGCUGUAGAGGAAACGGCAGACUCAACACUUUGUCAUAUUCUCAACCUUUACCGGCGAAACACCUGGCUCUACCAGGCCCUCCGGGAGGGCACGCGGGUCCAGAGUGUGGAGCAGAUCCGGGAGGUGGCGUCAGGGGCAGCCAGGAUGCGAGGAGAGACGCUCGGCCUCAUAGGAUUUGGUCGCUCAGGCCAGGCGGUGGCGAUGCGGGCCAAGCCGUUUGGCUUCAACACGAUCUUCUACGACCCCUACCUCCAGGACGGCUUGGAGCGCUCGUUAGGCGUUCAGCGAGUCUACACACUCCAGGACCUGCUCUACCAGAGCGACUGCGUGUCCCUGCACUGCAACCUGAACGAACACAACCACCACCUCAUCAACGACUUCACCAUCAAACAGAUGCGUCAAGGUGCUUUCCUGGUCAACGCGGCACGGGGGGGUCUGGUGGAUGAGAAAGCUUUGGCUCAGGCCCUGAAAGAAGGAAGGAUACGGGGAGCUGCCUUGGACGUCCACGAGUCUGAGCCUUUCAGUUUUUCUCAAGGUCCUCUGAAAGACGCCCCCAACUUGAUCUGCACACCCCACACCGCCUGGUACAGUGAGCAGGCGUCGCUGGAAAUGCGAGAAGCUGCCGCCACAGAAAUACGCAGAGCCAUCACCGGCCGUAUUCCUGAUAGUCUCCGAAACUGCGUCAACAAAGAGUUCUUUGUCACCACAGCGCCCUGGGGAAUGAUGGAGCAGCAGCAGCCUCAAGUUCACCCUGAGAUCAAUGGUGCCGCCUACAGGUUCCCUCCUGGUGUGGUGGGCGUUGCCCCCGGUGGGAUUCCUGGGCCUAUGGAGGGGUUGGUGCCCGGGGGAGUGCCCAUCGCCCACACCCUGCCCCCUGGUACCCAUCCGUCACAGGCCACCUCCCCCAACCAACCCUCCAAACAUGGCGACCCCAUGAGAGAGCACAUGACUGAGCCGUAGGACUGCUGCUGUAGCCGAGCAGGGGGCUAAAACCGACAUUAAAAACUAUGAAACCCAGCAACUCAACCAUCUGACUCUACACUUGACUUCAGCCGUCUGAACCUACCAGCAGACUUGCCC